UUUCCCACGUUCCAAAGUCAGAGCAGUCUUUCGUGUAUUCUUGAGCGCGUGUACUGAGUUGUUCAGAUUAGGUAACGAAUAUUACGUGAUGUGACAUUUCUAUGAUCACAAACAACUCAAAAAUGUAUUUGCAAAGUUUUUUCACCUCGUGCUUCUGGACUUUAUUAACAAUUACAGUGGUUACGGCUAGGAUCCAUAAACUUGAAAUACGGAAAGACACUAGGCGAUAUAUUUCUCUCAGUACUUUUGGUUUUUAUAAGGAUGGUAUUCUUAACGUCAGUCUUACGAAUUUCAAAGCCGAUCCUUCCGACAAAAAUGCAGUGUUUGGAUUCAGUUUGGACCGGACACUCAGCGACGCAGUGAAUCCUUAUUUAGAUAGUCAUCAAGAAAGAUGCGUGCUUCAAAACUUGUCCAAUCCCAAAACAGAGCUGGAGAAGAAGGAUAAUAGUAGUGUCAUAUACUUUAUAAUGGAUUUGAAUAAUUUGUUAUUAAAGAUAAACUGCAGUCGCAACAUACAUACCGUUCAUAUAUAUAAAGACUCCAGUUUAAUACCAAAUUUCAGGAUAAAAAGAAAUUCAUUGCCAACAAAAUUUAGUGAUACAGCUCUAUUUCCUAGAAGGAAACGUAACACAUCUAUGCACGAAAACCCGUUAGAAAAAUCCGUUAAAAAAGAGGAGACUGAUCUCAAACCAGAAUUAAAUAGUUGUGAUCAUUUAAUACAAACACCGCUACCGAUGACUAUGGGAAAUAUAAAGGGCAAAAUAUAUUAUAACACAAGCUUCGCCAUGUACGUAGGUAGUAAAGAAGAAGAAGGUCUUUACAAUCUUUAUUUUCAUAAUUGUCCUAAUUAUAAGGGUAAUACUCAAGUUGCCUUAGAUUUUACGAUACAAAUAGCUGAAAUCAAUCGUGGAAAUUUUCUUAGUGCCGGAGAAAUGCCUCUACCAGCUUUGUACUUUAUGAUGGCUUUCUUAUUUCUCUUUUCUGGCUGCUUCUGGGUCUUCAUACUUAAGAAGAGCAAGCAUCCCGUCUUUAAAAUUCAUUACUUAAUGACAGUACUGGUAUUUCUGAAGUCUUUAUCUUUACUAUUCCACGGCAUCAAUUAUCAUUUUAUACAAACAAAAGGUGAACACGUAGCAGCAUGGGCAAUAUUGUAUUAUAUCACGCACCUGUUAAAGGGUGCUGUACUAUUCAUUACUAUCGUCCUUGUUGGCACAGGAUGGACAUUUAUUAAGCAUAUUUUAGCGGACAAAGAUAAAAAGCUUUUCAUGAUCGUCAUUCCAUUACAGGUAUUAGCCAAUGUUGCGGAAAUAAUAAUAGAAGAAGGCGAAGAAGGCGAUAUAGAGAAUAAAACCUGGCGCGACGUUUUUAUUCUCGUGGAUUUGCUUUGUUGCGGUGCUAUUUCAUUCCCGAUAGUAUGGAGUAUCAGACAUUUACAAGAAGCUGCUCACACGGACGGCAAAGCGGCUGUGAAUUUACGGAAACUUAAACUUUUUCGACAUUUUUAUAUCAUGAUACUUGGUUAUAUAUAUUUUACCAGAUUUAUAGCGUACUUGCUUAAGAGUACGGUACCCUUCCAAUACGAAUGGUUGCAUGAAAUGUCUCGUGAGAUGGCAACGUACGUUUUCUUCGUUUUAACGGGCUAUAAGUUUCGACCAGCUUCGGCGAAUCCUUACUUUACAUUAACAACUGAUGAAGUUGAUCAAGGUGACGAUGACGAUGAAAUGGACAUCGUCCUCUUUUCUAGCGUUAGCGGUGGCAGCGGACUUACCGAGAAUCUCAGUAAAGUUAGCAAAGUCUCCAAAGUGGUAAGGCCAACGACCUCGGAGGUUCCGUCUACUCAAGAAGAAAGAGACAGUCUUUUUAACAAAAAAGAUACUACUCACGAAUAUGACUGAACACAAAAACUAUACGUAAUAGGUCCAUUUUGGUAAUAUGCUCCAAGUGUAUAACGUACGUGUAUUUUGUGAAAUCUCAGUAUGCUUUCUUGCGAGUAAGAUGAACGUACUUUGCAAGAAACAGAGAGAGAAAGAGAGAGAGAGAGAGAGUGAGAGAGAGUGCGAGAGAGAGUGAGAGUGUAUGUGUGUGUAUGUAAAGCAAGAAAUAGUUUUAAAGUAGUUAACUCGAAACUUUCUGUAUAUUUCCUAUUUUAUAGGAUAAUUCGCGCAACUGUAACUCAUAUGUGUUUUUUAAUUGAAGCUAGGUAGAAAUAUUAGAGGAAAAAGGUGGAUGCUUUAAGGUGGAUUACAUAUUCACGAUCAUAUUUGCAUUAAUUCAUGCACAGUUUAGAGUUGCAGUCUUUUUAAAUGGAAACCUUCGUGAUUUUUACAUACAUGGAAUAUUCUCGCGAUUCUACAUAAAAAAAGUAUCAGGGAAACAUGAGAAAUGAAACAUGGAACAUGAAAAAUCGAGAAAUGAUUAUAUCACGAGGUAUUUAGAAAAAAUAUCUUUUCCUACUAAUAUUUUUAUUUAACUCCAACCAAAAAGAAAAGGUAUGGAUUGUUACAAAUGCGCGAAUCAUUCUGUAUAUACGAUCGUUUCGUAUUCCUUAGAGAGUAAAAUAAUAAGAGCAAUGCGCUGCGCGCCGCAGUGGUAGUUUAAAAAGCAAUCGUACAACUUUGUAUUAUUAUUACUAUUAAUAUUAUCAUUAACAUCAUCUUCAUCAUUAUUAUCAUCAUCAUUCUGUACUUAACGACGAAAUAUUCGAUUAUUGUAAAGUUCGAUCGAAGCAUGCAUUAUCGUACAGAGAUCGUAACUUAAUAAGUAUGUAUAAUGUACUUUAUAUUUUAUACGUCGAAAUAUUUUCCAUCGCGUAGUACGUCCUAUUUUCCUUCCUCGUAUUUUAUGAAAUUCUACAUGCAUAGUUCGGCAUUCGUUACGUUUCGGCAACGUUUUUAACGUGCUUAAGAUUAUUACGACCAAAUCCGUAAGAGGACUUUAGAUAACUCGUGUGAUACGACUACGUCCAUUCAAUGAUGAUGAUUUUUCACUACUUUUUGUUUUUUUUUCUAGGAUUUUGUAAAUAGGAACGGAAAAGAAGAUUAGUUCGUGAAACCAGCAAGGAUCAGUUCAUAUUCACAGUUUCACAAUUUGAUAAUACAAUUUUGUGAAAUUUUCUCUAAGCAUUUAGAUAAUUAUUUCGAUUAUUUUCUUUUCGCGUCACGCUUAAAAAUUCUUUAAAUGCCCCUGCAGGACGCUUAGGUAUGUUGUGAUAGGCGGUCCACGCCCGUGUCCAUAUUCGUCAUUUAUCUAUCACAAUCGAAUUUUUUUCUAUUCGCACUUUGUAAUCCUUCUAGUAAAAACAAAUAAUUGUUAUGGAUACCAAGAAAUAAUUGGAAACUCUAAAUAUUUCCUGUCGACGAAUUUAUUAUAAUACGUUAUUGCGAAUAAUAAUAUUAUUAUUAUUAUACUACUAUUAUUUGUGCAAUAUAUGUAUCGUAUAUUAGUUUGGACAUUUGUUAUAGCUAAUGCACUAUGUUAACAUGUAAUAAGCAGAAAACGACGGAAAACAUAUUGAAAAAAUAAAAUGGAUAUUUUUA
Messenger RNA from Polistes canadensis, 3536 nucleotides. Its product is annotated as protein GPR107. NCBI's taxonomy places the organism in Eukaryota, Metazoa, Arthropoda, Insecta, Hymenoptera, Vespidae. The record is from RefSeq and is a predicted model, not a curated record. Gene Ontology annotation, cellular component: membrane; Golgi apparatus. The coding region runs from base 102 to 1895 and encodes 597 amino acids. Gene Ontology annotation, biological process: transport. The transcript is spliced from 10 exons.